AUGAAAUACACUUAAUACAUAUUGAAAAAUCUCAUCCCUGAAUGGAUUAAAUUAUAUCUCAACUUCAAAUAUUUGAAAACACAUUUGGCAGUAGUUACCAAAUUAAAGAAGUUGUUAAGGAAAGCCAAAAAAUUAAAACCUAAAGAUGUCUAUUAAUAACUGAAAUAUGACGUAGCAUCUAAUAAAUAGCUAUUCGAAAAGUUAGAGUAGGAUCGUAAUGAUUUUAUGAUUGUAUUUGAUGAAGAAUCAGAAUAAAUUUAUAGUUUUACAGAGUGGAAGUAUAGGGAAUUACUCAUUUUUUUUGAGAAAUUAGAUAGAUAGAUGAAAAUUAUGUAAUAAAUGGCAGAUUAUACAUAUGAAGAAAGGAUUAUAGUAACUUGGAAUAUGGGUUAGAAUAUUAAGGAAAAUCCAAGUGAAGAAGCUGUUGAGGUAAGAGUUUAUUUGAAAUAAAAAGAAGAGCUUUUAGAAACAAGUUUUAAAUUUUAUAAUGAAUGCUAAUAAUUGUAAUCUUAUAUUUCAUUGAAUUCUGAAGGUAUUCGUAAGAUUCUAAAGAAAUAUAAAAAGUAAGAGCUAAAAGGUAUUAGAAAUAAGGAAAUAGAAAUACAAUAUUUUGGGAAUGUAUCACAAUUACAAAAGAAAUUGAAAAAAUAUGAAACAAAAAUCAAUAUUUUAAAAUCAGAUACAUAAUCUCUUAUGAUUAAUUAUUUUUAUGCUGAUGAGUAUGUAUAAAUUUAUACUAAUAUAGUCCGAGUGAAUGUAGAGAUCUCAUUAGAAAAUAUACAGAAAAAGGAUAGAUCAAUUUGAAAACAGUAUUUUAUUUUGGAUUUUUUGCAGGAGCAGCUGUGAUGAUAAUUCUAAUCAUAUUAGGAAUGAGAUUUGAUGGUCUUUUAGAUCCUAAUUCAGAUAAAGUAUUUAAUAAAGCAUUUCCGUGUUUUAGAGGAAUGGCAUUAUUUAUAAUUUAUUAUUGGUUCAUUACUUUAGAUUUAGCAGGUUGGAAUUAUUUUAAUAUAAAUUACAAAGUCUAUUUAGGUUUUAAUCAUCAUUUCUCUACAGUUCAAGAGUUAUUACAAAGAGUUAGUAUAUUUACUGCUAUAUUUUUGGUUACUUUCUUAUGGUAUUGUAUUGCAGUAGAAGACUCAUUAGGUGAUUUAUCUAGAGCUGUUUAAAUAUUUGAUAUAAGAUAUUUACCAAUAUUAUGUUGGAUUGUAUCCAUUCUCUAUGUAUUUUAUCCAACAACUAAAUAUUUCAAUCCUUAAGGUAGGAAAUGGAUGUAUAAAAUGUUUUAUGGUGCACUAUGGGGACAUUUUAUAAAGUAUGAAUCUAGAUACACAUUUUUUACAGAUUAAUUCACAUCUAUGAUAACAUCUAUGAGAGAUUUUGAUUAUACAAUCUGUUAUUAUCAUCAUUUUGUAAAUUUUAUAUUAAAUAAUAGAUAUUUUUAGGUCAAGAACAUAAUGGUGAAUGUAAUUUUUAAAGAAGGUUUACUGCAGCUUAAGCCAGUAUAAUACCUUAUUUUUUAAAAUGUAUUUAAUAUUUGACUCGAGCUAGAGACAAGGGAAAGUUUUUAUUUACAGAUGAAAUGUAUAAUUUUAUUAAAACAUCAAUUGCAAUGUCAGUAGGAAUUCUAGCUUAUUUGACUCGAUUAGAUAUAAGUUGGAAAAAUUAUUGGAUAGCAGUAGCAUGUUUUUGUUCUUGUUUUGAAUAUUAUUGGGAUCUAAAAAAAGAUUUUAUGUUUUUUGAAAAAGGAACUAAAUAUAAAUUCUUAAGAAGUGAUUUAGGUUAUAAUAGUCCAUAUAUUUAUUAUACUUUGGGAAUUUUAAAUUUCUUUUUAAGAAUUGCAUGGGUAUUAACAAUAUCACCUGAUAUGUAUAGAAUAAUAGGAAUUAAAAAUGAAAUGUUUGUAUUAUGUUUUGGAUUUUUAGAAAUGAGUAGAAGAUUGGUUAAUAAUUUUCUUAAAAUGGAAAAAGAACAUAUAAAUAAUUUAAGAUCUUUAAAGAGUAUUUCAGAUUUGAAAUUUCCAUUUAAAGAGAAAAAGGAUUUGGAAUUAGAAGAAAUUAAAAGUGUAUAUGAUGUAGAAUCUAUAUCUACUUUACCUAGAGUUAGUAUUGGAGAAUAACAUUAUGAUUAAUAGGAAGCUUAAUAAUAUGAUUCAAAUGAGAGAAAUAAUCUUAAAUUAUCAGAAUUUAAUCCAAAAAUAGUCAUCAAUUAAUGUGAUGAUUCAAAAGAGGAGAUACAUAGUCCUAUUAAAAUGUUGUAAUCUCCAAAACAUUCUAUGUUUAGUAAGUAAAAUAAAAAGGUUUCUUUCUUAAAUUUAUAAUUUCCAUAAUAAGAAGAACCUUCUUUAUAAUAAUAAUAAUCUGUUAUCUCUAAAAAGUAGAGUAUUUUAGUUGAUAGAUAAUUCUAAGAUAUUAAAAUUCCAAGAAACAUUUCCUUUGAAAAUUAUUUGAAUUUUAAAUAAAGUUUAAGGAGAAUCAAUUCAUUUAGAUUAACACAAUUUUUAGAGUAACCAAAAGAUACACAAAUUAAUGUUCAUGAUUAUGCUGAUAUUCAUCCAAAUAUGGAUUUAGUAGAAAAGGCUAAAAAGGAAGAAAUUCAAAUGCAAUCAAAAUAAAAGAAAUUAAAAAAUGAAAAUAAAUAAUAUUUAAAGGUAAUGUAUAUAUUAUUAUAUUUAAUAGAUGAUUGAAUAAUAUUAUGAAAAAUAUGACAUAAAAUUGAAGCAUGGAUGA
This is a messenger RNA of Paramecium primaurelia, 2726 nucleotides long. Lineage: Eukaryota; Ciliophora; Oligohymenophorea; Peniculida; Parameciidae. The record is from the annotation of a GenBank genome assembly.